Messenger RNA from Globicephala melas (long-finned pilot whale), 4514 nucleotides. It is a transcript of the gene IGSF1, whose product is annotated as immunoglobulin superfamily member 1. NCBI's taxonomy places the organism in Eukaryota, Metazoa, Chordata, Mammalia, Artiodactyla, Delphinidae. The record is from RefSeq and is a predicted model, not a curated record.
UCCCAGAGCCUGGCAGAGGGAGGAGGGGAGGCUGGAGCGGCAGAGCCGGCGGGAGAGAGAGGGAGGCGUGGCCCUGAGCCUGGGAGGCUGUCCUUAGACUGCUCUUCUCUUGCCGGGCAGUUUGCUGCAUCUGGAGGAGCUCACUGGAGAAUCUCCAACAGCGGAGUGGGCCUUCAACUACCAUCUCACCACCUGAUGAGGGGCACAGCCCUUCAGGACUCCAGAGGCUCCAUGACCCUGGACAGGCCAGGGGAAGGGGCCACCAUGCUGCGGACAUUCACUCUCUUACUCUUUUGCAUUCGGUUGAGUCUGGGUAUGACACCAAUAGCAAUGAUGCAAUCUCAACCAGAGCUGUGGAUAGAGACCAACUACCCCCAGGCCCCUUGGGAGAACAUCACACUUUGGUGCAAAAGCCCCUCUCGGAUUUCAAGCAAGUUCCUGUUGCUGAAAGAUAAGACACAGAUGACCUGGAUCCGCCCUUCCCACAAGACCUUCCAAGUUUCAUUCCCCAUUGGUGCCCUUACUCAGUCCAAUACAGGUCUUUACAGGUGCUGCUACUGGAAGGAGACGGGCUGGUCAGAGCCCAGUAAAGUUUUAGAGUUGGAGGCACCAGGCCAGCUGCCCAAGCCCACUUUCUGGAUCCAGGCUGACACCUCCCCUCUUUCUGGAUGUAAUGUUAACAUACUCUGCCAUGGCUGGCUGCAGGAUUUGGUAUUCAUGCUGUUCAAAGAGGGAUAUGCAGAACCCGUGGAUUACCAAGUCCCAACGGGGACAGUGGCCAUAUUCUCCAUUGCCAACAUGACACCUGAGAGUGAAGGGGUUUACAUCUGCCGCACUCACAUCCAGAUGCUCCCUACCCUGUGGUCAGAGCCCAGCAACCCCCUGAAGCUGAUUGUGGCAGGACUCUAUCCCAAACCAACUCUGACAGCCUAUCCUGGGCCCAUCAUGGCACCGGGAGAAAGCCUGAAUCUCAGGUGCCAAGGGCCAAUCUAUGGAAUGACCUUUGCUUUAAUAAGGCGUGAAGACUUGGAGAAGUCCUUUUACCACAAGAGACCAUUAAAAAAUGAGGCAUAUUUCUUCUUCGGGGCUUUGAAAAUCCACAAUGCUGGACAUUACCUCUGUUUUUACUAUGAUGGGUCACACAGGGGUUCACUCCUUAGUGAUAUCCUGAAAAUCUGGGUAACCGACACUUUCCCGAAGACCUGUCUACUUGCUCAGCCCAGUCCUGUGGUCCAGAUGGGUCAGAAUGUGAGCCUGUGGUGUCGAGGGCCAGUGGAUGGAGUGGAACUUACACUCUAUAAGAAAGGAGACGACAAAACACUUCAGCUCUUGGAUACCACCAGCAUCAGUGAUGAUGAGUCAUUCCUCCUCAACAAUGUGACCUAUAGUGAUGCUGGCAUCUAUAGCUGCCACUAUCUCCUCUCCUGGAAGACCUCCAUCAGGAUGUCAUCACACAACACCGUGGAGCUUGUGGUUAUAGAUAAGCCCCCCAAACCCUCCCUGUCAGCCUGGCCCAGCACCGUGUUCAAGCUAGGAAAGGCCAUCACCCUUCAGUGCCGAGUACCUCAACCAGUACUUGAAUUUUGUCUGGAAUGGGAAGAAAGAGCAACAUCCCCCAAAUUUUCAGUGGAUGGAGACUUCAUCAUCAGUAAUGUUGAAGGGCAAGGCACGGGGACCUACAGUUGCAGCUAUCGCAUAGAGGCACAUCCUAACAUCUGGUCAUAUCGCAGUGAGCCUCUGAAACUGAUGGGGCCAGCAGGCUUUCUCACCUGGAAUUACGUUCUGAAUGAGGCUAUCAGGUUGUCCCUAAUCGUGCAGCUUUUUGCCUUGCUGUUGGUAGAGCUGUGGAUAAGGUGGAAGUGUCGGAGACUCAGAAUCAGAGAAGCCUGGUUGCUGGGAACAGCUCAAGGGGUCACCAUGCUCUUCAUACUCACAGCUCUUCUCUGCUGUGGACUGUGCAAUGGGGUAUUGACAGAAGAGACUGAAAUAAUCAUGCCAACCCCAAAGCCUGAGCUGUGGGCAGAGACCAACUUCCCUCUGGCCCCGUGGAAGAACUUAACCCUCUGGUGCAGAAGCCCUUCUGGCUCAACUAAGGAAUUUGUAUUGCUGAAGGACGGGACCGGGUGGAUUGCAACUCGCCCGGCCUCAGAGCAGGUCCGGGCUGCCUUCCCCCUUGGAGCCCUGACCCAGAGCCACACCGGGAGUUACCACUGCCAUUCGUGGGAGGAGAUGGCUGUGUCAGAGCCCAGUGAGGCACUUGAGCUGGUGGGGACAGACAUCCUCCCCAAACCUGUCAUUUCUGCUUCCCCCCCAGUUCGGGGCCAGGAACUGCAAAUCCGGUGCAAAGGAUGGCUGGCAGGCAUGGGGUUUGCUCUGUAUAAGGAGGGAGUGCAGGAACCUGUCCAGCAACUUGGUGCCCUUGGGAGAGAAACCUUCUUUACAAUCCAAAGAAUGGAGGAUAAAGAUGAAGGCAAUUAUAGCUGCCGCACUCACACUGAAAAGCGCCCCUUCAAGUGGUCUGAGCCCAGUGAGCCCCUGGAGCUUGUCAUAAAAGAAAUGUACCCCAAGCCCUUAUUCAAGACAUGGGCCAGUCCUGUGGUCACUCCUGGUGCCCGAGUGACUUUCAAUUGCUCCACCCCCCACCAGCAAAUGAGCUUUAUCCUUUACAAAGAUGGAAGUGAAAUAGCGUCCAGUGACAGGUCUUGGGCGAGUCCGGGAGCCAGUGCAGCCCACUUUCUGAUCAUUUCGGUGGGCAUUGGUGAUGGAGGGAAUUACAGCUGCCGCUAUUAUGACUUUGCUAUCUGGUCUGAGCCCAGUGACCCUGUGGAGCUCGUGGUGACAGAAUUCUACCCCAAACCCACUCUCCUGGCACAGCCAGGUCCUGUGGUGCUUCCUGGGAAGAAUGUGACCCUGCGCUGCCAAGGGACUUUCCAGGGCAUGAGGUUUGCCCUCUUGCAGGAGGGAACCCAGGUUCCCUUACAGUUUCAGAGUGCCUCAGGGAAUGUGGCUGACUUUCCCCUCCACGCUGUUGGAGCAGACGACUCUGGGAACUAUAGUUGUGUCUACUAUGAGACCACUAUGUCAAACAGGGGAUCAUAUCUCAGCAAGCCUCUUAUGAUCUGGGUGACUGACACAUUCCCCAAGCCAUGGUUGUUUGCUGAGCCCAGUUCUGUGGUUCCCAUGGGGCAGAAUGUUACUCUCUGGUGCCAAGGGCCAGUCCACGGAGUAGGGUACAUUCUGCACAAAGAAAUAGAAGCCACUUCAGUGCAGCUCUGGGGAUCCAUCAGUAAUGAUGGGGCAUUCCCCAUCACCAAUAUAUCUGGUGCUAACAUAGGUCGUUACAGCUGCUGCUACCAUCCUGACUGGACCAGCCCUAUCAAGAUACAGCCUAGCAACACCCUGGAACUUAUAGUCACAGGUUUGCUCCCCAAACCCAGCCUAUUAGCCCAGCCUGGUCCCAUGGUGGCCCCUGGAGAAAACAUGACUCUUCAGUGUCAAGGGGAACUGCCAGACUCAACAUUUGUCCUGUUGAAGAAGGGUACUCAAGAGCCCUUAAGGCAACAGAGGCCAAGAGGGUACAGGGCUGACUUCCGGAUGCCAGCAGUGAGCAGUGAAGAUUCUGGGAUGUAUAGCUGUGUUUAUUAUUUGGAUUCUGCUCCCUUUGCAGCUUCUAAUCUCAGUGACUCCCUGGAGAUCUGGGUGACUGAUAAGCCCCCUAAACCCUCCCUGUCAGCCUCGCCCAGCACUGUGUUCAAGCUAGGAAAGGAUAUCACCCUUCAGUGCAGAGGACCCCUGCCAGGUGUGGAGUUUGUCCUGGAACAUGAUGGAGAAGAAGCGCCUCAGCAGUUUUCAGAGGAUGGAGACUUUGUCAUCAACAACGUAGAAGGAAAGGGCAUUGGAAACUAUAGCUGCAGCUACCGUCUGCAGGCCUACCCUGAUAUCUGGUCAGAGCCUAGUGAUCCCCUGGAGCUGGUGGGGGCAGCAGGGCCUGCUGCUCAGGAAUGCACUGUGGGGAACAUUGUCCGAAGUACCCUGAUCGUGGUGGUGGUUGUAGCUUUAGGGGUGGUGCUAGCCAUAGAGUGGAAGAAGUGGCCUCGACUCCGAACCAGAGGCUCAGAGACAGAUGGAAGAGACCAGACCAUAGCCUUGGAAGAGUGUAACCAAGAAGGAGACCUGGGCACCAAUACCAACUCUCCCUCAUCGAUCUCUCAGGGAACCUCAGUGGAACUGCCAGUCCCAAUAUAAUAAUCACCUCCUUGGCAAGAGCUUUCCUCUCCUCUUUUUUUAUCCUCAGAGACCUGCAAAUCUGGCUGGUUUCCCUGGGAGUCCACCCCAUCUACUGUUCCUUGGCCACUAAUCACCUGAGAUAGGUCAAGGGGAUUUUAGGAGUUGAGAGCUCUACCAGGGUGAGAUGUUUCCUGAAGAGAGAGUCCCUGCCCUCGUAACUCCUCACUGUACUGAUUUACUGGUGCAUGAAAUUCUAUUAAAAAUGUAUUCUUCUGAAUAAAGAGAGU